Messenger RNA from Adelges cooleyi (spruce gall adelgid), 1046 nucleotides. RefSeq names its product guanine nucleotide-binding protein subunit beta-5b-like. The transcript has 9 exons. Gene Ontology annotation, molecular function: protein binding; signaling receptor complex adaptor activity. Lineage: Eukaryota; Metazoa; Arthropoda; Insecta; Hemiptera; Adelgidae. Gene Ontology annotation, biological process: G protein-coupled receptor signaling pathway; G protein-coupled dopamine receptor signaling pathway. The record is from RefSeq and is a predicted model, not a curated record. The coding region runs from base 21 to 959 and encodes 312 amino acids. Gene Ontology annotation, cellular component: cytoplasm; heterotrimeric G-protein complex.
GUGAAGUCUUUUAAGAAAACAUGGCUGAAGAACCACAAACAAUUACUUUACCAACAGUAAAAGUACGACGAAUGUUAGAAGAACUGAGCUGCAAAUUUACCUGUUUUGAUUGGUCAGUUGAUAAGCAACAUAUUGUAUCAUCCACUGAGAGUGGUACAUUAAUCAUUUGGAACGCAUAUAGAAAUAAAAAAGAAAAAACAAUUUUGAUGCCAAAUAACUUGGUGUUGACGUGUGCCUACUCACCUUCAGGCAAUAUAGUCGCAUGCGGUGGCUCUGAUAACAAAGUCAAUGUAAUAAAUAUAUUAAGUUCUGUGGAGAGUACAUCUAGUGAAGUACACAAUGUUGGCACUCAUUUGAGUUUUGUGUCUUGUUGUUCAUUUCCAAAUUCAGAUCAUCAAAUUUUAACUGGAAGUGGAGAUGCAUCGGCUGUGCUUUGGGACAUAGAAUCUGGUCAAAUGAUACAGUCAUUUCACAGUCAUGUAAAGGACAUUCUUGCUAUUGAUAUUUCCUCUUCAGAAAUUGGCAAUAUAUUUAUUUCAGGCGGUUGUGAUAAGAAGGUUCUUUUGUGGGAUAUGAGAGCAGGACAGAGCGUUAAGUCAUUUGUUGGCCACUUGGCCGAUAUAAACUGUGUUAAGUACCACCCAAGUGGUGAUAUUAUAGCGUCUGGUUCUGAUGAUGGCACAUGUCGGAUGUAUGAUUUAAGAGCUGACAAGGAAAUUGCACUAUACUCAGAAAAUAGUAUUGUUUCGUGUAUUGAAAGUAUUGACUUUUCACUCAGUGGUCGAUUAUUUUUUGCUGGAUGUACAGGCCAUUUGAUUCGCGUUUGGGAUAAUUUAACACGUGAAAAAGUUAGAGUAUUGCAAAAACACCGAAACAGAGUAACAACUGUAAAGACUUCGCCGGAUGGAACUUCAUUAGCUUCUGCUAGCUGGGAUGGAACUUUGUGUGUAUGGGCUUGAGCAGUUCAAUCAAUAAGUGUUGGUAGUCAAAAGUAGUGUUUAGUUAGUACAUUUUUUUUUCAUAAAUGUAUGCUAUUUAACCUCAAC